Molecule: messenger RNA, 1425 nt
Organism: Encephalitozoon cuniculi GB-M1
Lineage: Eukaryota; Fungi; Microsporidia; Unikaryonidae
Exons: 1
Coding region: 1-1425 (474 amino acids)
Molecular function (GO): asparagine synthase (glutamine-hydrolyzing) activity
Source: RefSeq, marked provisional
AUGUGUGGAAUAUUUCUUUCGGAAGACAAAGACUUGGCUUCAGAGGAGAUGGCAUUGCUCAUAGGAAACAGAGGAGGAGACCACAGCAGCAAGGUGUGCACUGAUGGGGUUGUGGCCAUUUCCUCGGUGCUCUCCAUAAGAGGAUCAGUUGGGCAGCCUGUGUUGGGCGCCGGGUAUCUGUUUCUCUACAAUGGCGAGAUCUACAACGGAGAGCCAAGCGACACUUUGUUCAUUAAACAUACAGUCGACAGGCUCCUGCAGGAGUGCAGUGGACUGGGGGAGUCCGAGGGAGACAUUGUGGAUAGGAUUUACGAGGAGAUCAACAGACAUGAGAACGAGAUGGCAGUGGUGUUAAUGCUGGGAGACCGCGUGUAUUUCUUCAAAGACGAUAUAGGGAGAAGAAGCCUGGGAUAUGGCCUGGACCCGUUCUACGUCUCUUCUGUGGGGUACACCGAGGAGGUCAAUCCCAUGCUGAUCUACUCAUACAACAAAGCGACUCGGAGGCUCGACGAAUGGCCCAAGAAUAGCAGAAUCGUCAAGAGAUACAUUUCUCUCGGCGGUGCGAUUCUAAGCCGCCUUUGUGAUGCGAAAUACUCAAAGAAAUACCAGUACCUAAGGAGACACCUAGUGUGCGGGAAAGUGGAGGGUAGCAGGACGGAGCUGAAUGACGUAAACGCUGUGAUUAGUGGAUUCAGCAGACUUUUCAGGAGGUCCGUCGAAAGAAGGAUUUUGGAAGGGAAUGUCUGUGUGUUUUUCAGCGGAGGAGUCGACUCAAUGCUUGUAGCGGUUUUCCUUCACUAUGUCGCCUCUCCCCAGCAAAAGAUCUACCUGAUAAACACGUCGUUUGGGCCGUCGUGGGAUAGAGACGCCGGAAGAAGAGGGUUUGAAGAGCUUUGCUCAAGGUUUGGGAAGAGAUCUUUUGUUUUUGUUCCCAACGAUGUUACGAUUGAAGAGGUUAGAGCUGCCAAGGAACAUAUAUACAGGCUGAUAUAUCCAAAAAGUGGCCCUAUGGACUUCAACAUAGGGGCAACGCUAUUCUUCACGGCAAGAGAGUCGAGGAAGUAUGGCAGAGUUGCAUAUCUGGGGUCGGGGGCAGACGAGAUGUUUGGCGGAUACCAUAAGUAUAAGGACAGCUGCUUCAGAGAGGACAUGAUGUUCGACCUCUUUACAAUCUCGCACCACAAUCUCUGCAGGGAUGAUAGGGUUAUCUCCGACAGCCAGGUUGAGUGCAGGUUUCCCUUUUUGGACUCGGAAUUGGUCGAGUAUUCCCUGGAAAUCGGGAGUAGCGUGAUCAUGAUGAACGGAGAAAGAAAGUUCGUCAUAAGAGAGGUUCUUCGGAGGAACGGGCUUGGGUCUGCGUCUACCAUUCCAAAGAAGGCAAUGCAGUACGGAAGCGGGAUGUCUAAGAUAGAAGGAAAGAUAUAG